UUCACGCUGCCACCUGGAUCUGCCCUUCUGCAGUACAUUGAUGACCUCCUGGUGGCCUCUCCUUCUAAGGUCCAGUGUGAGAGGGACACUGUGGCAUUGUUAUGUUAUCUGGCGGAGCAGGGUCACAAGGUCAGCCUCUCUAAGCUGCAGUUUGCAAAAUCGCAGGUGUCAUUCCUAGGGCAUGUCUUAUCUGCUGCAGGUAGGAGGCUGUCUCUGCAGCGGGUCUCAGCCAUCACUUCUAUGCCCCGUCCUGUCACAAAGAAGCAGCUGAUGUCUUUCCUAGGGUUGGUUGGCUACUGUAGGCAUUUCAUCAACUACUCACAGUUAGAACAGCCACUUAGAGAAAUCUGUCACGCCCCCGGCUUGGUGCCAUCUGGAAGAGUUUUGUGGUAUCCUGAAGGGGAGGAUGCUUUUGUGGUUUUGAAAAAGGCUCUGCAGAGUGCUCCGUGUCUGGGAAUUGCAGACAUGACACAGCCACUUUAUCAGCAUGUUGUCGAAAGAUCUGGCUGCAUGACCUCGGUGCUAAGCCAGAUGCAUGGUGAUAAGAUGAGACCUGUUGGUUUUUUUAGCGCUAAGCUAGACACAGUAGCGGCCGGGCUGCCUAAAUGUUUGCGCGCUGUAGCAGCAGCUGAAAAGGCUAUCUUAGCGUCACGCGACAUCGUGGGGUAUUCAAAUCUGACCUUGUUCGUCCCCCACGCUGUAGAACAAAUCCUAAAUGAACAAAAAACAUCACAUCUCAGCGCGGCCCGUUAUACGCGUUAUUUUGCGUGUGUCCUCGAAAGCCCCAAUGUCACAGUGCGUCGCUGCUCAGCUCUAAAUCCAGCCACGCUAGUUCCUCUGUCUGACGAAGGACAGCCACAUGACUGCGUCGCAGAGUUAGAGCUGAGUUGCAACCCUCGUCCGGACCUGUCUGAUAUACCUCUGAGUCUACCUGAGGCUCACCUGUUUGUAGACGGUUCAGCACGACGGGACAUGGGAACAGGUAAAAGCUGCUCUCCCGACUCCAGCGGACCACCCCCUCCACGACCUGAGGCCCGGUGAUCACAUCCUGGUGAGGAACCUCAGACGGGCGACCUGGAAGUCUGAGCAUUGGAUUGGUCCAUUCCAGGUUCUACUGGUUACCCGGACGGCCGUAAAGAUCGCAGAGCGUGCGACUUGGAUCCACAUCUCCCAUUGCAGGAAGGUCCUGCAUCCCCCCAGGGUAGCACCGGACGGUACUACUCUUACAUCUGAGCACGAGGCCACUGCUACGACCUCGGCUCCUGUUUUGUGAUCGGCUGAUCACAUAUCCUUUGAAGUGAAAAACUGCACCUGAGCCUAGAAAAAUGGCUGGGUGCAUUGUUGCUAGACUAUUUCUUAUGCUCUUUUUCACCCCAUUCARCUGUGGGCGUG
Messenger RNA from Austrofundulus limnaeus, 1392 nucleotides. RefSeq lists its product as uncharacterized. The coding region runs from base 241 to 1041 and encodes 266 amino acids. Lineage: Eukaryota; Metazoa; Chordata; Actinopteri; Cyprinodontiformes; Rivulidae. The transcript has 2 exons. The record is from RefSeq and is a predicted model, not a curated record.